AGCGGCCGAUGAAUGGGGGCUGUGACGACACGGCCUGACGCUCGUCCUUCAGUCCAGCGGACAGCUCUGCGCACCGCGCUUCCCUUUCCAAAUCCGGGAAGAAAGGCUGCCGUGCACCAAAACAAGGGCAUCCCAAGCGCAUCAUUUCGACUCUCCUUCUUUGGUGACAGCUAAAGAUUUUCUACGUUUGGGGAGUGAGGUGGGGGGGAGGCAGGGGAAUGAUCAGCCCCUACUCCCCGCAUCCGAGUCCUAAGCCGUAAGGAUGCUGUCCCCGAAUAGCGCUGCCGAGAGCCGGCCCCGACGCUCCUUCCUCCCGGGGCUUCUUCUCUGCGCCGCCCUGGUCGUCAUUAGCGGUAGUAUGCCAAUGAACAAAUGUCCUCGCAGCCUGGACUGUGCCAGAGAGGGCCGCCAUUUCUGCCAACCUGGCUCCUCCCACUGUGGCCCAUGCCUCGCCCCAUUGGUGGAGAAUGAGGAGAGACGGUGUGUGGUUAAGAAGAAGCACACCAAUUUUGCUAAGGUGACCAGUCACCCCGAACUUGAUGAGGAGAUUGAUUUCCUGUCCUCCAUCAUCGCCAAACAGAGGUCACAGGUCAGACAGUCAGAACCAGAGAAACGUAAGCAGAGUAACACCACCCCUGUGCCUUCCGCCCAUCCCGGGGUGGAUCCCCAGCCAACCUCCCCCAGCCAGACCCCCCCAAUUUGGAGGGAGCCUGUGGCUGCUACAUACCCUUCAAAGAACAAAGUUCUGACUGUCAUGACAGCUGCCUUCUCCAUCCUGGGCACCUUGGCCUUGACUGUGGCGGUGGCUUGUUGGAUCAGGCUCCGGAAGGGCGCCCGCCUUGCUCAGAAGGUGGAUUACCCGGCUUUCGGCCUGUUGGGUUCCCAUACCUUUGACAGCACGCAAACAGGAGAUAAGAAGCUGGCCCACAGCGCCCAGAUGUAUCACUAUCAGCAGCAGAAGCAGCAGAUGCUAUCCCUAGAGAGACACAGAGGUGAGCAUAAGGUUCCGGACUCUGGAACCACCUCGGACGAGGAGAAUGAGGAUGGAGACUUUACUGUGUAUGAAUGUCCCGGCCUGGCUCCGACUGGAGAAAUGGAAGUGAGGAAUCCUCUGUUUGAUGACUCUACUCUAACGCUGCGGAGGAAUGAGGAGUAAAAUGCUGGACUGUCUCUCUCUCUCACACACACAUACACACACACACACAGUCCAUGUAUUCAUAUCUUUGUGGGGACUCUAUUUAUUUCUAUGGGCAUCUCUAAUCCCAAAAAUGAUGACCGAAACCCCUACCCAGCUCCAACCAUAACCAUAAGUAACCAAACAAAAUACAGACUUUUGGAAUUUGUACUGUUUUGGUUGCAGUCACCGAUUUUUAUAUGAUUGAAUUUCCCCUUGUGAGGACCAAAAAAAUGCUCCCCACCACGUCAAAGUAACAGCUUUUAGUCACACUGUACGGACAUUUGGUCCCCUCAAUGUAAUGUAUAUAUGGACCACACGCACACACACACACACACACACACACACUGCGGACACUGGAAGAUGCCCGCCUGCCUGCCAGGUGCCCCAGCAGUAUCUCUGAAUCAAGCAGUAAGGAUGACCAUUGUUUAAGGAAGAACUCCAGGGAGAAUGUGAGCAGUGAGCAGCACCACCCCCUGGUGGAAUCGCUGUGGUACUGCCUCUCUAUCUUGCCCUCGGUCCCCACGCCAGCAGCUCUCUCUGAUCACUUCCCACACUGUCCGCACCCCUCCCACACAUGAUUUCCCUUGCAUCGUGUAGCUUGCCUGUUUUCUCCUCUGUCGAGCUGAUCUGCCAGUGUUUCAUUUUCAGAGAUCCACUUCCUCCAAUUUGCCUGUAAGAGUUAGCAGUGAGUGUGUUACUCAUCACCACGUUGCACGGUGCUGUAAUGAGCAGCUGCUGCUGGUGCAGACCCCCUUGCCCUGUAUGCACUGAGCCGUAUCACUGACCGUGCAGCAGCAGGCACCCUAUAAACGGCUGCUACCGCUGCUAUAGAGGCCUGCGUGUCCUCUUCAUUAACCUGUCCCACAAACACACACAAGCACAAAACACAUGCAACACACUAUGUAUGCUAUGUAUUUUUUUUUUUUAUUCAUGUGAAAUUCUCAGUUUAAAUUCUGAAGUUCCUUGUUUGCAAUGAAGAUGAAAUCAAAGGUUAAAGGAUGAAAUUUUUUCUUAUUAAUUUUUCUAGGGUAUCCAUGUGGUGGCUUCUGUAAGCCUGGAGCUGUCUGUCAGCGAAAGCUCCUCACUUUUAAUAGUUGGGCUGCCAUGCAUUGCUGAAAGACAGAUCACAUGACCCAAUUGGUUGUCCUACAUAGGCCGUUUAUUGUUUUUGUCAUGUAGUGCUUCUAUGUUCUUGUUUCAGUUGGAGGGAAUAUCAAAAUGAAUUAAAAUACACUGAUACAUCCUAA
Messenger RNA from Paramormyrops kingsleyae, 2424 nucleotides. Its product is annotated as neural proliferation differentiation and control protein 1. The record is from RefSeq and is a predicted model, not a curated record. NCBI's taxonomy places the organism in Eukaryota, Metazoa, Chordata, Actinopteri, Osteoglossiformes, Mormyridae. Gene Ontology annotation, cellular component: membrane.